AUGAGCUUCUUCACGGCCCUGAUUGGCGUCUUGGCCCCCCUCAUGAUCGCGCUGUCGCCCGUGCUCUCCUACGGCGACCAGGCCCUCGCGAUGCACCGCAGCAAGUCGAGCGCCGGCUUCUCGCUCGAUAUUCCCCUCAUCAUGCUCAUUGCUUCAUUUCUUCGCAUCUUCUACUGGCCCGGCGCCCGAUACGAUACGAGUCUCCUCGUCCAAUCCGUCAUCAUGGUCGGAAUGCAGCUCGCCCUGCUCAAAAUCGCCCUCGACAACCGCCCGAGCCCCUCCUCCAAGGGAGGCGAGUCCAGCCAGCCUUUCAACGGCAUGCAGUCCAACAACAAGGGCUUCGUCGAGGCUAUCCUCAACUUUGAACGCCCCUACAACUUUUGGCAGUGGAAGGCCGACAAGCCAUACUGGCACUUCCUCGUGUACUUCGUCCUCGCUCUAUGUGUUCUCCAGCUCCUCUUCGCGCCCAUCCACUCCUUCUACGGCUUCUACUCGGACAUGCUCGGCAUCGUCGGCCUCUCCGUCGAGGCCACCCUCCCGCUCCCGCAAAUCGUCGCCAACAUCCAGACCCGCGCCUGCAAGGGCUUCCGCAUAUCCGUCCUCGCCAGCUGGCUCAUCGGCGACGCCAUGAAGAUGAUUUGGUUCUUCACCUCGACCUCGGAGAUCCCCUGGGCCUUCAAGGUCUGCGGCGUCUUCCAGGCCAGCUGCGACUGCCUGCUCGGCCUGCAGUACUUCCUCUUCGAGACCCAGGCCGGCGCCCAGCUGCUCCAGUCGAGCGGGUUUGGCGCCGGCGGCGGCGGCAGCCAUCACGGCGUCCAGUAUCAUCAGAUGCAGCAGAUGCAGGAGAACGGCUGGGACCACAAGCCCUCCAUGCACGCGCCCACGAGGAGCAUCACGCCCACGAGACGACCUGCGCCUUUCAGCGACGACGAUGCGGAAUAG
Messenger RNA from Cordyceps fumosorosea ARSEF 2679, 942 nucleotides. Its product is annotated as PQ loop repeat protein. Gene Ontology annotation, biological process: retrograde transport, endosome to Golgi; phospholipid translocation. The transcript has 3 exons. The record is from RefSeq and is a predicted model, not a curated record. Gene Ontology annotation, cellular component: endosome; trans-Golgi network. The coding region runs from base 1 to 942 and encodes 313 amino acids. NCBI's taxonomy places the organism in Eukaryota, Fungi, Ascomycota, Sordariomycetes, Hypocreales, Cordycipitaceae.